Homarus americanus (American lobster) is the source of this 3033-nucleotide messenger RNA. RefSeq names its product protein O-mannosyl-transferase 2-like. The coding region runs from base 77 to 2542 and encodes 821 amino acids. Gene Ontology annotation, cellular component: endoplasmic reticulum; membrane. The transcript has 18 exons. Lineage: Eukaryota; Metazoa; Arthropoda; Malacostraca; Decapoda; Nephropidae. Gene Ontology annotation, molecular function: dolichyl-phosphate-mannose-protein mannosyltransferase activity. Gene Ontology annotation, biological process: protein O-linked glycosylation via mannose. The record is from RefSeq and is a predicted model, not a curated record.
AUGACAACGUGGGCAGUCAGGUGUUGGGGCUGAUAGUAGUCGGUGGUGGAAGGUGUUGCACUUCUAUACAACAAUUAUGUCAUGUAAAGAGCAAAUACAUAAUAUUGAAGAGAAUACGACGGAUGAAACUCUUAUUAAGAAAUGGAAAACUAAUAAGAGAAGGUGGAGGCUGACGAGUGAGGAGCGUUGGUGGGUCUGUUACAUCACCCUCACCAUGCUGGCCCUCACUACCCGCCAGGCCUCCCUCGACCAGCCCUCGGGAACACUGUGGGACGAGGUUCACUUUGGUACGUUCGCUAACCACUACAUAAACAGAACCUUCUACCAUGACGUUCACCCUCCCCUGGGCAAGAUGGUGAUCGCGGGGGCAGCUUGGCUCUCUGGGUAUAAUGGGAGCUUUGAGUUCACCCAAGGCAAGAGAUACACCCCUGAUAUAAACUAUGUGGCCAUGAGAUCCAUGAUGGCAGUGUUGGGGUCGUCACUAGUGCCAUUAAGCUUCCUGCUGGUGUGGGAACUGUCUGCCUCCCUUGGUGCCUCCAGCCUCGCCGCCCUCUGUAUCCUGACGGACACGUUUAUUCACCGCCUCAACACCCUGAUACUGCUGGACCCUCCACUGCUGGCGUCUAUCUUGGCCUCAGUCUACUGCAUCACCAAGUUCCAUAACCAGAGACACAGGGCGUGGGGAUGGGCGUGGUGGGCGUGGUUGUGUCUCACGGGCGUUUGUCUGGGCACGGUGAUGAGUGUCAAGUACGUGGGCGUGUUUACUGUGGGAUUCGUCGGCUGCCACACGGUCUAUCAACUAUGCUGCCUCGCCGGGGACCCCCACACCCCUCUGUGGAAGGUGUUGCCUCAUACAGGAGCGCGGGCCGUAGCUCUCAUCAUCCUUCCCACCCUCGUUUAUAUCUCAUCCUUCGUCGUUCACUUCUGGAUUCUUAAAUCUUGGAACCCCAACGCAGGAGGGUUUUAUCACACCAAGUUCUUCGCAGCGUUUGACAACACGGAGUACGACAACCUAACCCUUCCUGAAUAUGUGCAAUAUGGCGCCAACUUGACCAUCCAGAGCAGCCGACCCAUCUGUGGCUUCCUCGAGUCUUGGUUCGAUCUCUUCCCCUCGGAGUGGACAGCCCCCUGCCAACAAGUGACCACCUCUACUCUUAGGGACCACGAGGCCCUCUCCUGGAUAAUCAAGAAGGUAGACUUAGAUGCUGGGGCUGUGAUAGAUGGGAAGGACCCGCAGCAGGAGGUGGUAUUGGUGCGUAAUGGUGACUAUGUGAUGCUGACCCACGCAGAGACUGGCCGCUCCCUGCGCUCACAUGGCCACCGGGCGCCCAUCACCAAGAGGCACUUCCAAGUCUGUGGUUACGGUGAUGACGGUGCUGGUGGGCCGUUCGAGACGUGGCAACUGUUAAUACCCGGGGAGGAGGUCGGGGUGCCCCUCACCACCAUUAGUCACGAUUUCCUGUUGAAACACUACAAGAUGAACUGUUACCUCAAGGCCAACGAGAAGGUCAAGCUACCCCCAUGGGCGUUCAAAGGGGCGAAGGAGGUGACGUGUACCAAGAACCGUGAGCAGCCCGGGAUUGAGUGGCACAUCAACUGGAACGUCAGCCCCAUGGUGAACAAGACGAUAUCGGUGAGGGACAAGACGGUGGGUUUGUGGGGCAAGAUCUUCUUCCAACACCUUAACAUGUUUAUCGGGAACGCCGUCCUCAUCACUGGUGACGACAAUGACCGUAACGCCAGACCCUGGAUGUGGCCUACAAAUUGGCAGAUCCAGCUGUUGGGGUCAUUCCCGGAGAACAAGACUGCUGAAGGCGGAGGUGAGGACGUAUACGCUGUAGGCAUGACCAACCCUUUACUCACCUACCUCAACCUGAUGGGUCUGGGAGGCGUCUUAGUGCUGAGCCUCGCCCACAGCUACUGCAAGUCCCGCUGCCCACACCAGGAUCCUGCCCUUGUUGAAGCUCGAGGGAGGACCUUGGUGACGUGCUGGUGGUUGUUGUUGUGUUGGGCCAUCCACUACCUGCCCUUCUUCUUUAUGAGUCGUGUCCUCUACUACCACCACUACUGCCCCUCCUACCUCUUCUCCUGUAUGAUUACUGGAGUGUUGUUGUCAUGGAUUUGCGAGACUUUAUCCAGGAAGGUUAGAGAUGACCUCCGUGAGGAGUUCUUGGGAGCGCUGCUCCUGGUGCCCGUCUCCGCCCUCUUGGCCUCCUACAUCUACUUCUGGCCUCUAGCGACCUACAUGAGGGGCGAGAUCUUCGAAGCCAACCCAAGACUCAACCCCGGCCUCGACUUCUUCUACUUGGGUCAGCUGUGGCCUGAGUUUGGCUACAGGAAGAGCGAGUUUCAAACUAUAUCGACUACCUUGGUUGACCGCUGGUUGAAGGAUCAUCUGCACAACCCCGAUAUCAACGCCACCUUGUACUACACGACGCCUCUCGACAACACUGCCAGUCACCCCAGUGCCCUCCAGCCCGUCCCCGCCUCCAACUAUAGCCUCUGGACCCCUGGUGCUGUGGACCCUGUGGGGAUACUUUAACACUUAGAAUAUAUUCUUAGUUAAUUCAAUGAAAGUUAUUAAAGGUUUUACUUCCAUUAUUUAUAGAGACUGGGUACCUGUUCAAAUUAAGUGAUAAAUUAAUGGAAUAAAAUAUGUACUGUAAGGUAUAAUACCAGAAAAUAUUUAACAUUUAUUUAGGAUGGGGUUCGACCGGAAAGGGAAAGUGACAUUGAAAACACUUUUUUCAUUAGUCUUUAAUAUGUACCAACAUAUAUCCCAGAUUUAUGAAACAAAAGACACAUUCUUUGGAUGGGGUUAACAGAACAGAUAAUCUUUAGUGUCCUUGAAAACAAAACAUGGAUUUUGUUUAAUAAAAAAAAUAAAUAAGCUCAAAAUUCUCUUAGGUCAAAACAGGCAGCGGAUGACCUACCAAACACAGGAUGACCCGCCUUUGGCCUUCACGCCGUCAAAACCACACAAUUGCUACAGUACGAACCACGUACAAAUUCCGAAAUAAAUCAUUCUAAGAA